CUUAUGUUUUAAUUAAUUUGAUCAUUUGACGUGGAAUUGUGUAAAGUUAUGUUUGUUGUCAUCUAGAAGGUUAUGAUAACCAUACCAUAACUGAAUAAUUUUAACAAAAUGGAAAAUAAUCCAGUUGUAACGUGUAAUCUGUUUAACGAAGAUAAACAAGACGAACUUACCAAGUUUGUGCAUUUAUGCAUCGAUGAAUCGUGCACUCUAAAGGGACCAGAAUUUCGUCAGUUUACCAGUGUUGAUUGGACCAAAGAACAAUUUAAUACUCUUUACAGACUUUUAUUAAAGCUAUUUCACAACCCAAGCUGUUUGUACAUUGAAGAUGAAAAAAUGCCUCCCGAGUACACUCAACUUCCAAAAAAUGUACAGAACGUAAUUUUAGCUUGUUUGAGAGUUCGAAAAAGUCAGUUGACGGAUGCAUUGUUAAAUGAUUAUUUGAGUAGACAAGGGCCAACAUUGUCUGAUUUUGAUUGGAGAUUAAAGUACGUGAUGGGAUCAAGUAAGAUGGCAUCGAUUAGAGAACCACUUUUACAGCUAGAUUUGAUUUUGAAAGACAAGCAAAAGGAGCAAGUUCUUGGAUUAGAACUCAAUUUGGAGGAGUUGGACUUGAUGAUAGACGCUAUUGAAAGUAGAGUUACUUAGUUUUUUACUUGUCAAUGCCUAAUCAAAUUUUUUUUUAAUUUUUGUUUAGUCUAUUUUUUACUUUGAAACGAUUGUUCUCAUCUGUCUGCGAUAGACACGUGUGGUCAAUUGUAAGACUAAGAACUUUUUCGUACGUACAAGCGUAUUUGCACUUACUGCAACUCAAUAGCUAUUCUGACAAUUUUAUUCCAGUGAGAAAAAAAUUGUAAACCAACUGAAAAUUCACUUAACUGUAGGUCAUGAAAUAAUGAACAAAAAAACAUCAACUGUACAUUGAUAGUAAUUCAAGAAAACCAAUAAUUAUGAUAAUAAGAAUAACAAUAAUGAUAAUAAAAACUACUUAUGAUGAUUACA
Molecule: messenger RNA, 999 nt
Organism: Copidosoma floridanum
Lineage: Eukaryota; Metazoa; Arthropoda; Insecta; Hymenoptera; Encyrtidae
Product: COMM domain-containing protein 8
Source: RefSeq, a predicted model, not a curated record